CCAAUUGUACCUAUAACGUAUAUUCGCUAAAGAGUUUUCAAGAACCUAAUGUGGAGGACCAACUGAUGUGCAAAGUCAGGGUAAGAGAUGCGACUGGUACCAAAAAAGGAGGAAUUCAACACCUUUAUGUGAACUGUCAUAAAUCCAAUAGGCAAACUAAACUAAACACCAUCAUACGGGAUUGCCCCAAGUGGCCCAGAUCGGAGUUGAAGGGCCUCAGCACGGUCCAGUUUACCCAACAUCUCCCGUGCAAACCCAGUUUUCAAAUGCCAAGUCCACAUCCACCAGGAAGGGUGACUCCGGAAAGUGUUAUCUUCAGCUUUGGGACUAUCCUUUUGGAUCUUCUCAGUGGGAAACACAUCCCUCCUACUCAUGCUCUUGAUAUGAUUCGUGGAAAAAACAUUAUUCUCUUAAUGGAUUCACACCUGGAGGGAAAAUUUUCCACUGAACAAGUGACUUACUCGGAAGUCUUUAGUACUCGGCAAUAA
This is a messenger RNA of Prunus avium (sweet cherry), 488 nucleotides long. The record is from RefSeq and is a predicted model, not a curated record. NCBI's taxonomy places the organism in Eukaryota, Viridiplantae, Streptophyta, Magnoliopsida, Rosales, Rosaceae.